Molecule: messenger RNA, 1150 nt
Organism: Vigna angularis (adzuki bean)
Lineage: Eukaryota; Viridiplantae; Streptophyta; Magnoliopsida; Fabales; Fabaceae
Product: gamma-interferon-responsive lysosomal thiol protein
Exons: 5
Coding region: 227-925 (232 amino acids)
Molecular function (GO): oxidoreductase activity, acting on a sulfur group of donors, disulfide as acceptor
Source: RefSeq, a predicted model, not a curated record
CCCUCUAGAUUUUACUUCAAAACAAAACCAUAGAUAAAGGCUUUUCUGCUACAUUUUCUAAACCAAAAUGGAAAGUACAAUUUGAAGUUCUCCAACCUGACAUACCAAUUCUCUCUCCUUCUCUAUUUCUCUUUUCUUUUUAUUUUUCAUCUCCUUCACUAAAGUUUGAAGUCACAUCCUUACACCCUUAGUCACAGUAGAAAGUCUUUCUACAAGUAUAAACAGAAUGUUUCAUUCAAAACUAGUUAUCACCAAUGCAUUGAUGCUAAUCCUUUUCCUUUUCAUGUAUGAGUCUGAGGGUGCAUCAAAUUCUUUCGGUUUACUUAGUGUUGGUGAUGGUGCAAACAUCAAUCAACCAUUUGCUCAUCAGAAAGUGAAUCUGUCUGUGUACUAUAACAGCCUUUGCCAAUCUUGUGCACAAUUCAUUAUUAAGGAUCUGAAGAAUGUCUUUGACAGCAAUCUCAUCAGCAUUGUGAAUCUUCGGCUAGUCCCUUGGGCCAAUGCUCACAUCAAUAACAACAACAGUUCCAUAUCAUGCCAGAAUGGGCCAGAUGAAUGUGAGCUAAAUUCAUUGGAAUCAUGUGCCCUUAAUCUUUGGCAUAAAGUGGACAUUCAAUAUGAAUUGAUCAACUGCUUUGAGUUUCUGGCAAUUAGAGGAACCAUUAACACAUGGAAGGAAUGUUUAGACCAGUUGGGUUUGCCUAUGGAACUUUUUCUGAAUUGCUUCAACAUGGGAAAUGGGACACAGCUUGGAAAAGCAUAUAUUAAUCAAAUUGCACAUCUUUCCCCAUCUCCUUCAUUUGUACCAUGGGUGGUAGUGAACAAUCAACCUGUUGGAAAAGACUAUGCAAAUUUUACACAUUAUGUUUGCAAGGCUUACGGAGGAGUUGCUGUUCCAGAGGUCUGCAAAUCUCCUUUGAAAUGAAUGCUACUGAGAAAUAAAAUCAGUUAUUUAAUAAUACAGUGUGUGUUGGUUCAGAAAAAGGCACAUUGACUCUGCAUAAAAUGUUACAUCUAUAAUAGUUAGUAUUCAUGAACAAGGUUUGUUGUAGCAUGCAGAAAAAAGCAAAAAAUUAUCAGAAAAUCUACCUUUUCCAUUAUUAAACUUGCAUGCUAAAUGGAAGUGUAUUACUGAUACAUUCACCCUCUA